Messenger RNA from Aspergillus welwitschiae, 366 nucleotides. RefSeq lists its product as uncharacterized. NCBI's taxonomy places the organism in Eukaryota, Fungi, Ascomycota, Eurotiomycetes, Eurotiales, Aspergillaceae. The coding region runs from base 15 to 206 and encodes 63 amino acids. The transcript has 2 exons. The record is from RefSeq and is a predicted model, not a curated record.
CUAAUUAGUAUAUUAUGCGUAUACAUCGCCGCGAGGCUGAGACACCUGGCCACAAGCCCAAGGCCAGCAUCAUUCUGCAGCCCUGGAGGCAUCCAGAGGCUGAAAAGAAAAUCCCAACUAAGACACAUGCCGCGUCCGAUCAGGUGGAAAAGAUGGCCGAAUCAUUGCCACUGGAUAAAUAUCUCAGGUAUGUCAAUAAUGUAUAAUAAGUAUGCACUAUGUUGUACAGAGCGCGGUGUCGUUAUAAAAGAGAUGACUGUCGAUGGGAUUCUGAUAGGUUGCCUUCUCUCUUGUGACAGCAACUGCUGAGCGUUUUCUGUCGCUUUGAUCCAUCCGUGCCUUAGUUUCAACCCUCCCGGUUUCCUG